AUGCCAAAUAUUGUUGAGAAAUCAAUUUCAACAGUAAAUGAAAAACAGCCAAUUCCAUACAAUUGCAAAAAUACCUAUUUUCUUCAGAUAGCUUUAGUGGUAUGUUCUUCAUUGGUAAUGACAGGAUUUUGUAUCCUUUGCGCUAUAUUUUUCACCUAUUCCGGUGCUUUCAUACUUCACAUUUGCCUUGCAUUAACCGGUGGAGUAGCUGUCUUAAUUGGCGUCUUUACACAUUUUCCAAGUGCGCUUCUGUUCCAUAUGAUUGUGCAGAUAGUUUCUACGAUUUACUUAUCAAUCAUUGCCGUUUUAUCCAUAAACAUGUUCUUCAAUCCAAGCCAAUGGAAAUUUGAUAAGGCCAAUUUUCUUGGCCACACAAAUGAGGAAAUUCGGGAAAAUGGAGCUAUACUGAUGUGUUUCUCAUUAUCACUGAUACCAAUAUCACUCUGUUCAUUGGCUGCUGCCAUCCAACUUUUCCAUCGAUAUGGUGAAGAGAAAAGGAAUAAUAUAAAAUCUAACGAUAAGGUUUAG
This is a messenger RNA of Cercopithifilaria johnstoni, 528 nucleotides long. The record is from the annotation of a GenBank genome assembly. Lineage: Eukaryota; Metazoa; Nematoda; Chromadorea; Rhabditida; Onchocercidae.